AUGACCUAUCCAUUGAGGACCUAUUUAGACCUUGAGGAUAACCCUGUGAACUGUGUUGAUUUCAUUAUGCUGCGACGAAAACCAACCCGCCUGGAGCUGAAACUUGAUGAUAUUGAGGAAUUUGAGAGCAUUCGAAAGGACCUGGAGACCCGUAAGAAACAAAAGGAAGAUGUGGACAUUGUAGGAGGCAGUGAUGGAGAAGGUGCCAUUGGACUCAGCAGUGAUCCCAAGAGCCGGGAACAAAUGAUUAAUGAUCGAAUUGGUUAUAAACCCCAACCAAAGCCCAACAGUCGUUCAUCUCAAUUUGGAAAUUUUGAGUUUUAG
Rangifer tarandus platyrhynchus (Svalbard reindeer) is the source of this 324-nucleotide messenger RNA. NCBI's taxonomy places the organism in Eukaryota, Metazoa, Chordata, Mammalia, Artiodactyla, Cervidae. The record is from the annotation of a GenBank genome assembly.